Octopus bimaculoides (California two-spot octopus) is the source of this 782-nucleotide messenger RNA. Its product is annotated as serine/threonine-protein phosphatase 2A activator. Gene Ontology annotation, cellular component: nucleus; cytoplasm; protein phosphatase type 2A complex. Lineage: Eukaryota; Metazoa; Mollusca; Cephalopoda; Octopoda; Octopodidae. Gene Ontology annotation, molecular function: peptidyl-prolyl cis-trans isomerase activity; protein tyrosine phosphatase activator activity. The record is from RefSeq and is a predicted model, not a curated record. Gene Ontology annotation, biological process: mitotic spindle organization.
ACAAUGAUCUUUUGGGUUUUAUUAUUGCAAUGAAUAAUUCAGUGAAAUCAAUGAAAAUAUCUGACACCUACCCAAUUUCUGAAACUGUGAAGAAACUGAUGGGUCUUUUGGAUACGUUGGAUCAAUGGAUGACAGACAUUCUUCCGAUUGACCAGCCUCAGAGAUUUGGCAACAAAGCUUUCCAAAAGCUUUAUAUUAAACUGAAAGAGAGUGCUGUAGAAGAAAUGGAAAAAUGUUUUGAUGAAAAAUAUCACAAAGCUUUCCCAGAAAUAUCUACUUACCUGAUUGAAGGAAUUGGUAAUUCCACAAGAAUUGAUUAUGGCACAGGCCAUGAAAUGUCUUUUGCUGCUUUCCUCUGUACCUUAUAUAAAAUAGGGAUACUUACGGAGGCCGAUGCCCCAGCUAUUGUCUUGCAAGUCAAUGAGAAAUAUUUGCAGCUAAUGCGUCGAAUGCAGCAAAGAUAUCGGAUGGAACCUGCUGGAAGCCAUGGUGUUUGGAGCCUGGACGAUUACCAAUUCAUUCCUUUCAUCUGGGGGAGCAGUCAGCUUAUUGGUCAUCCUCGAAUUUUACCAAAAUCCUUUAUCAACCCAGAAAUUUACGAACAUUUUAGUCAAGACUACAUCUUUUUAGCUUGUAUAAAGUACAUUAAUCAAGUGAAAAGUGGUCCUUUCUUUGAACAUUCCAAUCAACUCUGGAGUAUCACAUGGAUAAACUGUAGAAAGCUGCAGAACUUUGAUAUUGGUCUUGAGAAAGCAUCUCCUUUGCAUUAUAUGUCUAUAUGA